AUGUGCACCUUUGAGCUUGACACGGACCCGGCGCUGGCUGCAGUUUUAAGAAUAAAGGUGGCACGCCACAUGAUUCAGGAGAAGCGACUCAGAGCAGAACACCUGCACCUGCAGCAGCAGUUGAAAGCAGAGCUCUCAAAUGAGACCUUCAGCCUACUGCUGGCAUCAGGAUUCAAGGAAGUGAACGAGAGUGAUCCCUUCGCCUGGGACUUUGAUGGCGUUCUGCACAGCCGAAGUUUGAUGUUCAGCUUCACCACCGUAGCGUCCAUCGGCUAUGGGGACAUGGCGCCCCUCACGACCUCAGGGCAGAUCUUCUGCAUCAUUUUCACGCUGAUCGCAACGCCGGGACUGGUGCUGACCUACCUCGCUGCUGCCCGCAAAUCGCUACCGGGCCGCCUCAGCUUGUUGAUUUCCUUGAUCUUUUCUGCCAGUCGAGUCAGUGAUAGCCAGCUGGAUUUUGUCUAUUUGAUGGCCAUGCUCAUGGAUGAGAGGAACAUUAGGAUCUUCCACAAGUACGAUAGAGAUGAUUCAGGCCAAUUGAAUCUUCCAGAAUUCAUGGUGGCCCUCAACGAUUUGGGCUAUCCCGCGAGAGAAGAAGAUGUUCGAAUGCUCAUGGAAGAAGUGAACAUAUGUGAUAGUGAGCUCAUUUCAAUUGAAGAAUUUGGGCAAGCAAUGGUUUUGCUGGAGCAUUCUGAUGCCAAAUUCCGGAAACUGCGACAUACGGCACUUUUGAUCUUCGUGGUGGCCUUGAUUUGGCUUUUUGUGGGCACCGCUACCUUCAUGUACGUCGAGUCCUGGAGCUUUGUGGAGUCCAUGUGGUUCUGCUGGGAGACGUCAAUGACCAUUGGACUGGGAGACCUAAUUCCUCAGACUGACACUGGUCGCUGGUUGAAUGUGAUCUACAGCUUCAUUGGCCUUGGUCAUUUGUCCCUGCUGUUGCAGAGCUUCGUGGACAUGCUCCAGUUGCAUACCUCGACUUUGGGUAGAGUGGAGAAGCGAUUCGUGGAGGUACGCUCAAGGCUGGCUCUGGGUCAGGAUGAGCGAGCUGGACGCUUGACUCGAAGCUUCAGUAACCUCUUGUCGGGAUCGAAGAAGGUUGCCGGGCAGGAGAUGCUGGGAUGUCUGGAAGCGGGUCGCGACGAAAUUCCUGUUGAGGCAAGGCCAGAUUCUCCGAAACCCCCACGAUGGACUGGUGCUAAGAGGGCAGUUGAAGAUCUCCAGACUAUUUGA
This is a messenger RNA of Cladocopium goreaui, 1230 nucleotides long. NCBI's taxonomy places the organism in Eukaryota, Dinophyceae, Suessiales, Symbiodiniaceae. The record is from the annotation of a GenBank genome assembly.